UGUAACUGCGUAAACGCGUGUGACGUUUAUAGACAACAGUCAACACGGAAAAAUUAAUUAUGUGUUUUACACUGUAAAUUACAGGGCAACAUAAAGGUCGAGUUUCCAUAUCGCACUUUGUGCACCGGUUUUCAGUCGUACUACAUGCAAGCUUGGUAGUGCGACCACUCCCCUCGUGGACGGAAAUGUCUUUCAGGAUGACUAUAAGUCAGGUGGAGCACUGUCCCGGCCUCUACUGCGCGCGCAUGCCGCCGCCCGCGAGCCCGGGAAACUGCACGGCGUGUCCGCGCGGCUGGCGCGCCAUCGACGACCUAUGUCACAAGUGCGAGGAGUCGCCGAGCUUCUACGACUGGCUGUACCUCGGGUUCAUGGCGCUGCUCUGCUUCUCGCUGCACUGCUUCUUCAUCGACUUUACGUCGAAGCGCAAGAGCUUCGCGCGCGCCAUCCUCGCGACGCACGUCAGCGCGUUCGUCGAGUGCGCCGGUGCCGCCAUCGUUACCGUGCUCGUGGCGCCUCCUCGCGGCCACCUCGCCCUGCACUCGUGCGGCGUCGUGCGGCUGUCGGACUGGUACACGCUGUUCCACAACCCGAAGCCAUGGUACGCGGGUGCGCUCGGCACCGUGCACUGCACGAACGAGGCCGUCUACCCGCUCUACACGCUCGUCUUCAUCUACAACGCGCUCUGCCUGCUGCUGCUGCUGCUCCUGCGGCCGGCUGUGGUGCGCGUCUUCUCCGGCACGCAGGCCAGCUCGAGCGCCAUCUACGCCGCGUUGUACUUCAUCCCGAUCCUCACCGUCAUCCACGCUGUCUUCUGCGGCCUGCUCUACUACUCGUUUCCGUACAUCGUCGUCGUCGUGUCCGUCGUGACGAUCGCGACGCACUUUGCGAUCCAGCUCGACCAGUCGAUGCAGUCGCUGCUGUGGUCGUGCGUCACGGACAAACGCAACAUGGCCGUCAUCCUCGGACACUGGCUGCUGCACGCCUACGGGAUAAUCGCCAUCACGGAGCUGACGAACCCCGCGUUUCACUGCGGGCUCAUUGCGCUCGUGCCGCUUCCGGCGAUCUUCUACAUCGUUACCGUCAAUUUCACGGACCCCGAGAAACUACUGAUGACGUAACGCACGCGUGUCGCAUUGCCAUAGAGCUACGCUGCUGCAGCAGCCAGUGUAAGAGACCUGGAUAAACCGCUGAUCAAUAAAAAACACGGGUUGCAUCUGCUAGAGACUUUCACAUUGUUGCUGUAAAUUUGACGCAUGGAAAAAUCUGAUGAUAAGCACAAUAACUGGAGCCACUAAUGAAGAUUUUCUUCAUUGGUUAUAACCAAAUGAUAAUAUAUACACCUAUAAAUAGAUGUUUUCAUGUUAGCCUAAAUAGAUUUGCCAAGUUGUUGGGCAAGCAUGCUUCCUAAGUGGCACUGCACAACAAAUGUAAAAAUUUCAAAGAUUUGCUGUGUACCACGAUCAUUUAUAUGGCUGAAGCUUUUGCAAAGAUGAUUGUGUCUCCGUUAUAACAUCUAUUUUGUGCAAGGUAUUGAAUGACAGUGGAGAUGACGCUACACUGUUUCUUGCACCUCUGUGUGCAAUCACAGUAGUGACUGUACUACUUAUUUUUGUACAAUCAAUUUCAAGGAAGUUCAUGGUACAUACCCGUCAAAACUACUGGUGGCAUAGCUAGCAUGGCUAUCUCCUCUACAAUUUAAUUUAUUACUGUCAAUUUACAUAGCCAUAGAAAGUACAGAUAACAUAGAGGUUACCUUUGCUUAUAGCAUGAUUUUCUUGCAUUUUGCAGUAACUCUUGUAAUUAUAUUGGUAAUAAGUGUAUUUGUAAGUAUGUAUAAUUGUUAAGUUAUAAGUGAAGUUGAAGUGAAUGAAACCCAAUAGAAAUUUGCCGAAGAAAAUUAGUGUUCCGAAAUUCGUGUGGCAUUUGCUCGUCUAACAUCGGCACCUUUUCGUGUAUAAAAUACGAAAAUGUAGAAAUGCAAAUGGUUUAGUAGAUUUAUUCACAGACGAUUAAUAUCAUUCGUAGGGUAUGUUGAGUUGUAUUUAAUCUGUUUUAAUUGCUAUUAAGAAUUAUCUGUAAUUGCUGUUGGAAUUGUGAAGUAUGGAAUAUUUAUGCUAAAUAACAAUAAUAAAAUAUUUGAUGUUACAUUUUCAAUGUU
This is a messenger RNA of Priapulus caudatus, 2158 nucleotides long. RefSeq names its product JNK1/MAPK8-associated membrane protein-like. Gene Ontology annotation, molecular function: ubiquitin protein ligase binding. Lineage: Eukaryota; Metazoa; Priapulida; Priapulimorpha; Priapulimorphida; Priapulidae. The transcript has 2 exons. Gene Ontology annotation, biological process: response to unfolded protein. The coding region runs from base 186 to 1118 and encodes 310 amino acids. The record is from RefSeq and is a predicted model, not a curated record. Gene Ontology annotation, cellular component: membrane.